Molecule: messenger RNA, 6566 nt
Organism: Trichobilharzia szidati
Lineage: Eukaryota; Metazoa; Platyhelminthes; Trematoda; Strigeidida; Schistosomatidae
Source: the annotation of a GenBank genome assembly
CUGAGAUUAUCACGAAAAAUACAACAGCGACAACGACGACUUCUAAUUCUUUGCUUUCAAAUCCCCAAGUCCAAGUACUAUCACAUUUCGACGGACAAUUAAUACCUGCCAAAAAUAAACUCUUUCAUUAUUAUUAUUAUUAUUACUUAUUAUUUAUUGUCCAUUUUGAUGUAAUGCUAGUCCAGUUCAAGGAAAGGGUGAUCCGUUGAACCUGUUCAUGUCAGUACAACACUCCUGACCUUGACAUCAUCUGUGGAAUAUAUAAAUACAUAUAAAUACACAUUUACAUUUCACUGUGAAUACUAUCCAACUAACCGACUGGACUGACUAACCUACUAACCAAUUAACCUGACUAAUUCAGCAUUAUCUCAAUUUUUCAUGAAAUUAAUCAAUAAUUGUGUAAUCCCUGUCCUUAUUGUUGUUUAAACUGUGGAUAUCGGACAUACACUUUACUCAUUGGCAAGCAAUCAAUAAAAGUAAAAAAAACAUUUCAAUCGAAUUUCUUGGGGGCAGUGAUCCCAUUUUGUUUUAUAAAAUUGUUUUACUCAUCAUAUUCACAUCAUUGUGAAUUAUAGAGAAUAACCCCGGUGUGAAGAGAGCUCUUUUUUUUAAAAAAAUUUCAUUGAUUCUUUCAAUCGAUUGAUUUGAUCGAAUUAUUUCCUAUAUUAAAAAACACACACAUGAUGGAUGUAAGCGGUACUGAUCCACGAACACGUACAGGAUUAUUUUUAUGGCCAUGGGCAAGUUAUCCAGCUGUUGCAGCCAAUGCAGCAGUCGGUGCUCAUGCACAACCAAUUAUGAUGGGUGCAGGUGCUGCUGCUGCUGCUGCUGCAACGAAUGCAGCAGCCACAAUGAAUGCAACUGUUCCCGGUUCAAAUAUGCUAGGUGUAUCACAUCCAGCAGCCGCAGCAGCGGCAGCCGCGGCCGCCACAGGUAAUCCUGGAUCAACAACACUACCCGGUAUGAUUGAAGAUCCAUUUGAAAGUUUUUGUCAACGAUUUUCCUAUUCUGGUGCAGCACAUGCAGCGCAUAUGUCUCAUAUACUACCGCAUCAACAUGUUGGCCUCAGUGAUACACGUCACUUGACACAACAAGAUCAUGAAGCUGGUGAAAAUGAGACCAGUCGUCAUUUGAAUCACUCGCCAUCGAUUAAUCAUGCUCGUGCACAUAUUACUACACCAUCACAACGUUUAUUAUCUGGUCAACCUCGUGGAGUCGGGGGUGGUCUUGGUGGCAACAGCAACGGCGCUAAUAAUCAUAUCCAUUCACAUACUACUAAUAAUGCAAACGGGCAUAACGACCAGUUGAAUGAUACCUGUAAUAAUAAUCACAAUAAUAAUCCUACGCAUGCUGCAGCGAUUGCCGCUUUCGCCUCCGCGGCAGCCAGUUCUGCUAUCAUGGGUGCUAAUGAAACAAACAUUGGCAAUUCAAAUGGUAUAGCCCUACCACACGGGAUACAAGUACCACGUCAUGUUCAACAAGGUCUACGUGCCAAUCCUGGUGCCAAUGAAAUGGUCCUUGAUGGCCUGUGUAAUGGUUUUGCAAAGCCUAGUCAAUUUUCUAGUGUUACAAAUGCAUUGAAUAGGCAGCAGCAGUCGGCGGCGGCAGCGGCGGCGUUAUCCCCAAGACAGAUUACUUCAAUGAAUUGUAGCAAACUCCAGGCGGAUUCUAUUACUCCGUAUAAUUUACACUGUCAUCAUUUGAAGAGUUUAGGGAAUCCAGCAGCGGUUGCAUUGGCAGCCGCGGCUGUAGUUGGUGGCGGAGGUGGAGUUCCAGGCGCUGGAGAUCAGCAUGUCGAUGAAGUGAACUCAUCUGGGAAUAAUAAUCAUAAUAGCAACGGGAACUCUGGCGGUACAAGAGGAUCACAUUCAUCAAAUAAUGACAAUUACCCUCUAGCUCAUGGGCAGCAAACACAACAACAACAGUAUAUCUUUUCACCAAAAAGUCCACUAUCAGAUUCUCUUGAAGCUACAGUUGAAUCAGAUCGUGUAACAGGGAAAUCUUCGUCAAGAUCACGUGCGGACAAUAGUAUUGAAAAUAAAACUAUGGUUAAUCGAUUACUUUCAUCAAUGCCACAACAAGCUGAUCGAUUGAAUAAUUUAAUUUUUAGAAAUACUCAUUUAAGAGGUUCCGAAUGUUCACCAGAUUCAUCAGUCAAUGGAACAGGUCGACGAUCAACAGAUCUACUUAUGGAGGAUCCAUUGACAACUCCAAGAGAAGAUAAUAAUGGAAAUAAUACAACAAAUAACAGUAGUAAUAACAGUAAUAAUAAUAAUGGUAAUAAUAAUAAUAGUAGUAAUAGCAGUCGUGUCGAAUCACGAUUCCUUGGAAUUAAUCAAGAUGAAGGUAUAUCGAUUAAUGGUUUGUGUAAUGGGGAAAAUGGUCUAUCCUCUGUCCUCGGUUCAUCUCUUCCAGGCACUGGGCAUACAACAACCUCAUAUCAUCAUCCACCGGCUAAAGGAUACAAGUGUAAAAUUUGUCAACAUGUGUGUUUCUCACGUCAUGAUUUGUCAGCACAUAAUGCCGCUACGCACAAGCAAGAUCCACGACCAUAUCGAUGUGAACAGUGUGGACGACAGUUUUCAACCUGUGCCUAUCUAUCCCAGCAUAGACGGAUACAUACCGGUGUUAAACCUUAUGCAUGUCGUUAUUGUGAUCGUCGAUUCACACAACUCAGUCAUGUACAACAACAUGAAAGGAUACAUACAGGAGAAAAGCCUUAUCGGUGUACAACAUGUAUGAAAAGUUUUACACAAAUGUCUAAUUUACAAUCUCAUCAACGUCAACAUAUGAAAGGCAAACCGUUUCGUUGUGAACAAUGCUUUAUGUCAUUUGAUACAAAAGAAGAGCUGGAUGUUCAUGUACAAGCAAAGCAUUCGGGUAACCGAUAUGCUAAGGUGAGUAAAAAAGUUCUAGUAUGUCCUAUCUGCACGAAGAGUUAUAAUUCAGAAACCUAUUUAGCCAAACAUGUUGAUCGGCAUAAAGAAGCAGCAGCUACAGCUGGUGCUGACGGCAAUAGCUCCAAUGCACGUGGCAAUAACAGUCAUAAUAACAACAAUAAUAACAAUACUAAUAAUAGCAAUAACAGUAGUAAUAGUAAUAAUAACAAUAAUAAUAGUGCGAUCAAUCUAAGAAAUCAAGCCUGUAUGGAUAAUAUAUUCGCUGCUGGAUUUCAUAAUCAUUCAGUUGCUAUGGCUGCUGCAGCCGCGUCAGCGCUUAGUCGUGGUGGGAAUGUUAUCGAUUCGAAUUCUGCCGCUGCUGCUGCAGCUGCUGUUACACAUAUGGGUGUUAUCGGUGCUGGUACGGGUGGUCUUGGCGGUGUUACUGGUGGACGUCAUCCACAUGCAGCAGCAGCUGCAGCUAUGGUUGCAGCACAUGCACAUCAAGAUUUACAUUUACGUGCUGUCGCAGCAGCGGCUGUUGCUAAUAGCAACACAAAUAAUAAUAAUAGUGGGAAUAAUGGUGUCGGUGUCGGUAUGAAUAUUGCUGGUAAUCGUGUUGUUGGUGGUGAUAUUGACAAUUCAUGCGGUUUUUUUAAUUCACCACUAAAUGAUGCAAGAGUUAGUGGUAAUAAUAAUACGAAUAAUAGUAAUAGUAACAGUCCAAAUACGGGGUGCGAUUUAUUACACAAUAAUAAUGGGAAUGGGAAUGCAUUGAAUUAUAGUUCAAUGUCGACAACAAAUGGGGGAGGAUUAUUUCAUCAUUUACCAGUAGGUGGAAUGAUUCACGGAUCAAAUAAUGAACAUUUAGCUGCAGCUGUACAGCAACAACAACAACAGUGUAUUACGUCAUCACAUCGUCAUCAACACUUUCAAGAGGAGAAUCAUCAACAGCACAUGAGCUCAUAUGGACAUUCAAAUUUAUCCUCACCAAAUCAUCAUAAUCAAACUCAACAACAUCAGCAACAACAGCAGCAGCUGUACGGCCAUCAACAUCACCAACAUCAGCAUCAACAGCAUCAGCAGCAUCAAGGACAACAACAACAGCAUAUUCAAGUCAAUCAACGUACUAAUACUACCACUGUUCACCAUUCAUCGUCUAAACGUCAGUCGACAUCAGUUAAGUCGACAGCAUCCCCAUCUUCGUCAUCUUCAUCAUCCUCAUCAUCUUCAUCAUCAUUAUCUCCAGGAGUAAAUGAUUCAGCACAGUGUCAACAACAUUUAUUAAAUUUAACACAACAUCGUUUGUCUAAUUCUACUUCUACAUCAAAACGAAUUUGUUCCCCGUCAAUUGAAUGUAACACCACCGCCAACACCACCAACACCACCCCGUCAUCAGUAACAAUAGCACCGACAGUGGCAAUGGUGAAUUCAACAACGAUAUCAUCGAUGGAUCGAUAUAUUUCAACGCCGACUACUACCUCAAUCACUCCACCACCUUCAACGGGAACAAUAGCAACAACAACAACAACACAACCAGUGACCGGAGUUAAUGGCUCGUUAAGUAAUAAUAACACUAAUAAUAAUAGUGGUAAUGAGGGUAUACAACAACACCAGUUACUUCCACCACCAGCCCAUCAACAACACUGUCUACAAUCGAAUCAGUUAGGGGAAUCAAAUUCGCUAUAUAUUAACAAUAAUAAUAAUAACAAUGAUAAUCAGACUAACUGUACAACCGGUAACCAUCAUUCUACUCCACAGUCAGAGUCUCAACGGCAGCCCACCCAUCAACAGCAUCAUCAUCAUCAGAACCAUCGUCAAGAAGAGCAUAUGCCUCCGUUAUCUGCACACAGUCAUUCCAAUCAAUCCUUUCUGUCUAGUCAUGUUGUCGGUGAGUUGACCUCGUCACCUUGCGCAUCACCAAGAAGACUGUUAAACACAACAGAUGAUGAUAUAACUGUGAAAGCCAGUGAAUGUCAGCGUAUGAAUAUUCAGGAAGGCGAUCAUCAGAAUUGUGAGAAGUGGUUUAAUGGUAGGCGUAACGAUAAUACUGAUGUUGUAAACGGGAAUGUGAAGAAUCACACCGAAGUCGAUAUCGACACCGACGCCGAUGUCGUCGACCACCACCAACCUAACGGAGGAGAAGAUGAAGAAGAAGGAGAAGCUGAUGAUGGCGAAGAUGAUAUUGUCAUGAAUAAAACUGACAUCAGUACACCGAAUCAUAUGUAUGAUUUUUUAUUCCAUGCAAAUUCAAACAGUAAUGCUGAUGAUGAUGACGAGGUCGGUCUAAAGUCAACUCACGAGGCUGUAGAAGAAGAGGAGCACGGGGCGGGGGACCUGUUGACUUCACCGCAUAAAUCUUCUAGAUUUAAUCAAAACGCGCUAAUACCAAAUAGUUUAUCCCCAACAUCGACUGAUCUACUCCAGUGUAAUAAUAAUGAUGGCGGUGGAAAUAUUCUUCAUAAUCGAUCUGCGCCAUCAUCAGCAUCAGCAUCGCUAUCUUCAUCAUCGUCUUCUUCUCCGUGUAUUGAUCCUGUUAUGACAGAUGAGAUGAAUUCAAUUGGAUUGGAAAAUAUCAAUUAUACUGACAAUAAUCACGGUAAUCAUGAUAAUAAUCCUACGGAAUGUGAAACAAAUACCCUAUCAACUAGCAUAGGGAUUGAUUCAAUUCUUGGUGGGGGAGAACAUCCAUUGAAUAGUAUAAAAAUUCAAACAAGUAAUCCAUAUACAAUGGAUAAAUUGAAAUCAACUGAUGGUGGACAUCUCUGCCCUAGCAACAACAACAACCAUGGCAACAACAACAGCAAUCCUAAUAACACUAAUAAUCGAUCAUUAAAGCGUAGUUGGUCAAAUAGAGAAUUAUUAAAUUCGCAUAAUCAUGAUCCCGAUCAUGAUGAUGAUCACAGUAUUGAUCAUAACGAUAAAGAGAAGGAUACUCUGGAAUUCUCAGCAGAAAAUAAUAAUAUAGACACUGGUAGUAUUGAUUGUGUGGGAACAAGGACCCUUAGCAACGACAGUAACACGAGCAACGUUGGUAACUCCCCUAAAAAUACCAUGAAUACUAAUCACCAUCAUAAUAAUCAUAAUGAUAAUGAUGACAGAAAAUCGAUAUCAGAAGAGGAAGAAGAAGAAGAACCACAACAACGACAUCAAGUGAAUUCGACGUCAACAUCACCGAUAUCCUCAUCAGUACAACAGUUACACCCUACUAAACGUCGACGUCGACAUCAGUAUGUACCACAACAUUUACCAGUAUAUCAUGAUAAUGGAGAUAUUGAUGAAGCUGAUAAUGACUGUGUUAAAGAGGCAAUCGAUAAACGAAAAUCGAUGAUACAAUCAACACUGGAUCAUUCCCAUCGUCAAAAUCAUCAUCAACAGUUAACAAAUCGACGGGGAAAAUUGUCCUCAAAUGAUAAAUAUACAAAAUCGGAUCAAUUGAAUGGAGAUACCAAUGAAACAUCCCCCUCCUCCCACUCAUCACCAUCAUCAUCAGUGAAUAGUCCUCUUGACAAUGGAACUGAUGAUCUCGAGGGUGAAGUUGUCAGCGACAAUGUUGUUCACAAGGCCAACAAUGAUUUUGAUGCUAACGCUAACGAUGAUAUAAUCAUCACAUCAUCAAAUGGUGGUAUCGAAAAGGCAGAUAUCACGUCAACAAAUGAUAGACAAUGUUAUUUCUCAGCUUUUUAA